Molecule: messenger RNA, 4762 nt
Organism: Zootoca vivipara (common lizard)
Lineage: Eukaryota; Metazoa; Chordata; Lepidosauria; Squamata; Lacertidae
Gene: SLC6A7
Product: solute carrier family 6 member 7
Biological process (GO): sodium ion transmembrane transport; amino acid import across plasma membrane; nitrogen compound transport
Cellular component (GO): plasma membrane
Molecular function (GO): amino acid:sodium symporter activity
Source: RefSeq, a predicted model, not a curated record
AACUGCAGGGAGGGAGGAGUGCAUAGCAACGCGACUCCACGAUGAAGAACCAGGAGCAUCAUCCUCAGAAGCCAGUGAUUCCAGACUUGCUAAUGACUCCAAGCGAUCAAGGAGAUGGUGACCUGGAGAUUGAGUACCCUGAAGACAGAGGGAAUUGGACAGGCAAGCUAGAUUUCCUUUUGUCCUGUAUUGGCUACUGUGUUGGACUGGGGAACGUCUGGAGGUUUCCAUACCGCGCUUACACAAAUGGAGGAGGGGCAUUCCUUGUUCCUUAUUUCAUCAUGCUGGCGAUCUGUGGGAUUCCCAUCUUCUUUAUGGAGCUGUCGCUGGGCCAGUUCUCCAGCUUGGGGCCUCUUGCUGUUUGGAAGAUAAGCCCUCUGUUUAAAGGUGUUGGCAUGGCCACAAUCCUGAUUGUCUGCCUGGUGGCCAUUUACUAUAACAUGAUCAUUGCCUACGUUCUCUUCUACCUCUUUGCCUCGCUGACAAAAAACUUGCCCUGGCAGUACUGCGGCAACUGGUGGAACACAGACCUGUGCCUGGACCACCACAUCAUGCGCACGGGGAAUGGCGCUGUCCCCCUCAACAUCUCUAACACUGUCAGCCCAAGUGAGGAAUACUGGAGUCGUUAUGUCCUGCACAUCCAGGAGAGCUCGGGGAUUGGCGAUCCUGGGAGGAUCCGCUGGAAUCUAUGCCUGUGUCUUCUCCUCGCCUGGGUCAUUGUGUACCUAUGUAUCCUAAAGGGAGUCAAAUCCUCCGGCAAGGUUGUAUAUUUCACAGCUACCUUUCCUUACCUCAUCCUGAUCAUGCUCCUGAUUCGAGGUGUGACCCUGGAAGGAGCCUGGUUAGGAAUCAAGUUCUAUCUCACACCACAGUUUGACCUGCUACUGUCUCCCAAGGUGUGGAUUGAAGCAGCUUUACAGAUCUUCUACUCUCUUGGAGUAGGAUUUGGGGGACUUCUCACCUUUGCAUCAUAUAACACCUUCCACCAGAACAUUUACAGGGAUACGUUUAUAGUUACUGUGGGCAAUGCUAUCACCAGUAUCUUGGCUGGCUUUGCCAUCUUCUCUGUUUUGGGCUACAUGUCCCAAGAACUUGGCGUCCCCGUUCAGGAAGUUGCCAAAGCAGGUCCAGGCUUGGCAUUCGUGGUGUAUCCACAAGCCAUGACAAUGCUUCCUCUUGCUCCUUUCUGGUCUUUCCUUUUUUUCUUCAUGCUGUUGACACUUGGCCUGGACAGUCAGGUAAGAGUGUAGUCUGCUGUGAGGAAGGACUUGAACUAUAUGCUCAAGCGAAUGGUGCUUAUGGCUUACAAGAGAGCAUCUGUUUUUAUCUGUGUGCAGUUUGCCUUUCUAGAGACCAUUGUUACUGCGGUGACAGAUGAGUUCCCAUAUUACCUGCGGCCAAAGAAGGCUUUUUUCUCAGGCGUCGUUUGUAUUGUGAUGUUCCUGAUGGGGCUCAUCCUCACAACAGAGGGCGGGAUGUAUUGGCUGGUGCUGCUGGAUGACUAUAGCGCUGGGUUUGGACUCAUGGUAGUGGUCAUUACCACUUGCCUGGUGGUGACACGUGUCUAUGGCAUGAAGAGAUUCUGCCGUGACAUUCAUAUGAUGCUGGGUUUCAAGCCAGGGAUAUACUUCAAAGCCUGCUGGUUGUUCCUUUCUCCAGUGACAAUGAUGGCUCUGCUGGUGUACAGCAUCAUCAAGUAUGAACCAUCAGAGUAUAAUGGAUCCUAUCGUUUUCCAUUCUGGGCUGAGAUUCUGGGCAUCCUGAUGGGAAUCAUAUCCUGCCUGAUGGUCCCCACAGGGAUGGUUUUUGCUGUGCUCCACGAGGAAGGAACACUCUGGCAGAGAAUCCAGCAAGCUAGCAGGCCAACCAUGGACUGGGGUCCAUCCCUGGAGGAGAACAGAACUGGCAUGUAUGUGGCUACUCUGGCAGGCAGCCAGUCACCUAAACCUUUGAUGGUUCACAUGCGGAAAUAUGGAGGGAUCACCAGCUACGAGAACAUAGCCUUUCAGGUAGAUAAAGAGAUUGAAGAGGAUGAGGAAGAGUCCAUGAUCUGAAUGAAGUGGCAGCCUCCCAGCUCACCCCUCCAGUUGGGGGAAGGUGGAGAGAACGUGAGGAAACAGACCCCUGAACUUUUGCACAAAGUUGCACUUUGGCACUUCCAGAUGCAUUUAGCAUCUCAUAGCAGUGAACUCAGCAUAACUCUGCUGAGAAUCCCAGUGUUGUUGAGGUUCUGUUCGAUGUGGAGAGGUGUGCAAUGAAUCUAUGUCUUGCUGCUCUAAUGUCUAGGACAGGUCACUUGGAUCCACUGAUGUUUUCCCUUCCUCACCGAAGCAGUUAUGAAUUCCUCAGGGUCAGGGCCUAGCAUCCCAUAAACUACCUUCUUCCUAUCUAAUCUAUCUUCCUCCUCCCCCCUGAUGGUCACCUAGCUAUUCUUUUGCAGUUUUUAGCGUACAUUGUGUCACUCAGUGUAGUUCUCCCAAAGCUGUCACUACAUUCUGUGGUCUAACAACUAAAUCAAGGAUGGGGGACCUCGUCAAGCCUGGGGAUCAAAUGUAGCCCUCCAGACCUCUCUAUCUGGCUCUUGAGGCUUCAUUGGGUCACACCCCUCUUUAGCCCUGCUUUUAGCCCUGCUUUGCACUUUGAAAAUGCUUCUUGCUUGCCACUUGCCAGGGUAGAGGAUAGGGAGAGAUGUGUGAGCAUGUGUAGAAAUCAGCCUACAUGUAAACACAAUUUGUAUAAUCAUUGGAAUGUAGGGUUGUAUCCAAUGCAGAGUAAUCCCAUUGAAGUUAAUGGGCAUUGCUAGCUUAGAUCCAUUCAUUUAAACUUAGCUGGAUAAAACCCAUCCACUGCCUGAAGUACAGAGUGGAGGGGCAGACAUGCAAACCUUCCAUAUCAUUCAUUGUUGUCUACAAUGUGUGGCAGGAACUCUCCAGGCUCUAUCAGAUGGGAUUUUCCCAGGCCCACCUGGGGCCUUUUGUAUAUAAAGGAUGUUCUUUACCACUGAGUUACAGACACCUCCUCCUCUCUUUUUGAGGAGGAGCUAUCAAAUACACUGGACUUAGUUUUGUAUGGCCGUAUGUGCCCCAAUGCCACACACUACCUGAAGUACGUAGUGGAGGGGCACACAUGCAAAUAUGAUGGAUGGGCGAGUGGCUGAAAUGGCCCAAAGUGCAGUUUGCUCUUCAGUUUUCAAAAUGUAUUGAGUUGGCAAUUUUGCUUGUGGGGCUUAAAUUGCAGUCUUAUGCUUGAAUCGGUGUCUCAUAGGAAUGUAAACAAAAAACAAAAAACCCCUACAGGAAUGACUAGAAUGUGCAUUCUAUUUAGCGUCUGAAUUCUAUCCCCUCACACCACUCAAAUGUUGCAUAAGUAGCAGGAGGGGGGAUUUAUGUGCAUUUUGGGUCCUAUGCAUGAAAACAGCCUCCUAUAGCAACCACGAAAGAGAGAGAGGAAACACAGGAUCCGAGGGGGAGGAGUUACAGCUGAGAAGGAAGCGAAGCUGAGGGAGGAGUUAGCAACCAGCAGAAGUCAAACUUAGCUCAGUGCGCAGAUCCUGGGAGCUCGCAAACAGACGUCGCAAACAGGGGGGUUUGCCAGGGCAUUUAGCAGGGGAGGCCCAGAGUUCUGUCUCUUGGUGUGCACAGAACCAGAGACAUGGAGAGCAAGGGAGCUGCUGCAGUGACCUGUAACACCUGUGCCAUGUUUGUCAUUCUUCCAGAGAACAAGCAGCAGUACACUUGUAGCAAGGGCAAGCUGGUUGUUUUGCUGGAGGAGAAGGUGCAGCAACUUGAGGCCCACCUAGCCACACCUCAAGCAACAGGACAGCUUCAGCUGAGAUUCUUGCAUUGCAGGGUUUCGGACUAGAUGACCCUUGGGGUCCCUUCCAACUUUAAGAUUCUAUGAUUCUAAGAGGCAAACUUGGUUCUGUUAGCACUGCCAGUUCUUCAUAAAGGAUCACAGCAUUUCAAGGCACCCUCUUUCCUCAAGUGUAAAACCAGGAAAGAUCAAAUCUGACAUUCUAAGUCCUAUUUUUCAAACCUGUAUGAAAUGCUGCUAUUUUAUGAAACAAUGCAGAUCACAAUAUCUAUUCUUUCAUCCCCUAAAGAGAAAGAGCAGGUAGGAGCAAUUUUCUACCUCCAGCUUUGGGGAGAGCUUUAGUGAAGGAAGAUCAAGAAAGGACUUUGGUGUGAGGCCAUUACCUAUCUGGCUCACCAUCAGCGAAAGUGAAGUGUAGACUGGAGGCUUGUUGUAUUGUGUGGGACCUGUGAAUAGACUGGGUUUUCUAUAGAACCUCUAAUACAUUAUGAGGGAAAAGGUACCUAGAUAAGUUGAGUUUUUCCCUUACAUGGCUUGAUUUUCUAACAGUUGGCCUUUUUCUGUUCCUUCUUAAACCAAUAUGCAUUGGGAAAGAGGCUAUUUGUAGAAGCACAAUGCAGUUCCCAUUUCCUGGCACAGAUACACGCUGUUCUUCUGUGUGACUGUCUGCAUUCUUUUCUCUGGUGGCCUCUGUUGUUAAAGGUCGGGGGGGCAGUCCAUUAGUGAGCAAUAUUUUAAGAUUUUGCUAAAAAUAAUUGGCAGAAAAAGAGGGAAAGAAAUCUCUCUCGCCUCUAGCCUGGCAUAAAAAUGUGCUGUCUGGAGUCUGGCUCUAGAUGAUUUUCUGGGACUAAUUUGUCCACACAGGCUUUUCUUCCUGAGUUGGCCAACAAAUGUGUGCAUCUAUGUAAUGGGUGAAAUCCCCUGGAGAAUCCACGCUUCAGAAAACUUU